Cynara cardunculus var. scolymus (artichoke) is the source of this 1564-nucleotide messenger RNA. RefSeq lists its product as uncharacterized. The transcript has a single exon. NCBI's taxonomy places the organism in Eukaryota, Viridiplantae, Streptophyta, Magnoliopsida, Asterales, Asteraceae. The record is from RefSeq and is a predicted model, not a curated record. Bases 14 to 1210 code for a protein of 398 amino acids.
AACAAUUCUUCAAAUGAAUUUACUCUGCAAAUCCAUCUCUCUCACUCUCAACCCCCCGUCUUCUCAUCAACUUCCACCCUCUUCCUUCAAUUUCACCACCACCACCACCACCACCUUCCGCAGAUGUCGCUGCUCAUUUAUGUCGUCCGAUCACCCCGCUUCCAUGUCCGAAAUCGACAUGGUUCCGACCAAACAAGGAUUUUUCAUCGCCAAACCCAAAAAGGUGGUAAUCUUGUGGGACCUUGACAACAAGCCUCCGCGCGGCCCUCCUUACGAUGCCGCCAUGGCUCUCAAGAACAUUGCCAAUCAUUUCGGCCAAGUCGUUGAAGCCUCCGCCUAUGCUAACCGACACGCCUUCAUCCACCUUCCACACUGGGUCCUCGAGCAACGCCGUGAUCAACGCCGUGUCGAGAUUCUUGAGCGUAAGGGAGUUGCUACCCCUUCCGAACCAUAUAUUUGCGGUGUCUGUGGCCGCAAAUGUAAAACAAAUUUAGACCUAAAGAAACACUUCAAACAGUUGCACGUCAGAGAAAGGGAGAAGAAGAUGAACAGGAUGAAGUCUUUGAAAGGGAAGAAACGACAGCGUUUCAAAGAGAGGUUUAUCUCUGGGAAUCAUAAGUAUGCCGAGGCUGCUAGAACCCUAGUUACCCCCAAAGUCGGAUAUGGAUUGGCUGCGGAGCUCAGAAGGGCAGGGAUUUUUGUUAAGACGGUGGAGGAUAAGCCCCAGGCGGCGGAUUGGGCAUUAAAGAGGCAAAUGCAGCACUCCAUGAGUAGAGGAAUUGAUUGGUUGGUGUUGGUUUCCGAUGAUUCAGAUUUCUCCGAGAUGUUGAGAAAAGCCAGAGCUUCGAAUUUGGGAACGGUGGUUGUGGGUGAUUGGGACAGAGCAUUAGGGAGGCAAGCAGAUUUGUGGGUUCCAUGGAAUAGGGUUGAGAAUGGGGAAAUCACGGAGGAGGAUUUGGUGCCCAGAAGUACAAGUGGUGAAUUUGUGAAUGAUCUUAAUGCUGGUGUUUGUGUAUCCAAUUUAGAUGAACUGUUGGGGGAAAAGAGUGACUUUUAUCAGUCCAAGAUUUCAGUGUUUUCCGAAGGGGAAGAUGAAGAUGAAGUUGAAGAUGAAGAUGAAGAUGAAGAGGAUGUAAUGGAUGCAAGUGAUUACUUAUCAGAUAGUGACGAUGAGGAAGAAGAUGAUGAAGCUCUUGAUUGGUACACCUGAUAUCUUGUAGAUUUGGUUAUUACAUUCCGAGUUAUAACAGAGAUGACAUUGUGUUAUUAUGAGGUGGAUAACAGAGGGGAACCUAUGGAUUAUGGUGGCAUACUUCUGUGACAUAAGAAAGUAGAUAACCUUUGAAGAAUGCAAGGAUUAGUCAUAUUUGAAUCACAUACAUUUUUUGGUUGGAUGAUUUCUUAUUGAUGUUUGCAUUGAACAUCUAAUAUUGUUUCCAAAAAUAGUGAGCUGCUUCACACCUCUAUGAAUCUCUUGAUAACUCCUUACUCCCCCAAAUAUGCUGUAAUCAAUGCUAUAACUCUUUAUUUUCAGAUGAAGAUUAUCUUAACAAAAAUUGUCUUA